This is a messenger RNA of Solanum stenotomum, 618 nucleotides long. Its product is annotated as leucine-rich repeat receptor-like tyrosine-protein kinase PXC3. Bases 1 to 618 code for a protein of 205 amino acids. NCBI's taxonomy places the organism in Eukaryota, Viridiplantae, Streptophyta, Magnoliopsida, Solanales, Solanaceae. The record is from RefSeq and is a predicted model, not a curated record. The transcript has a single exon. Gene Ontology annotation, molecular function: protein binding.
AUGACUCUUACAGGCAGAAUUCCACAAGAUUUUGGGAAUCUCAUAUUUCUUCGUUCUCUUUACUUGGGAAGUAACAAUUUCAUAAGAAAUUUGCCUCAAGAAAUGACACGCUUGCAUCAGCUUAAGUUUCUUAAUUUAAGUUUCAACAAAUUCAGUGGGGAGGUUCCUUCUUGGUUUGGGUUCUUAUUCCAACUUCAGUUUCUAAAUAUUAGGAAUAACAGUUUCACUGGUUCCAUUCCUCCGUCACUCUCGAAUGCCUCAAGGUUAGAGACUUUAGAAAUAUCUGCCAAUUUACUUGAAGGAAACAUCCCGGAAGAGAUAGGCAAUCUUCAAAACCUGAAUAUGUUGUCCAUAGAACAUAAUCAGCUUACAGAUUCUAUACCAUUGACAAUUUUCAAUAUUUCUAGAAUCGAAGUCAUUGCAUUUACAAAUAAUAGCUUAUCAGGAGAUCUUCCCAAUGGUUUAUGCAAACAUCUAUCAAAAAACAAGCUUCAUGGUCAUAUGCCUAAAAGCUUGUCAAAUUGUUCAAAACAGCAUGGUUGGUUCUUUACCUACAUAAAUUGGAAAUCUAAAGACAGUGACACGAAUGGAUUUUUCGAUAAAUCAAUUCUCAAAUAG